AUGUACGUUGCUGAUCUUAUCAGAAACGGGUCGGACGAUUCGACGCUGCAGCAAUGGAAGCAAGUAAUGCUGAAUGUCAGCAUGCGGGUCGAAGUCACCACCGGCUAUGAACAGCGUUUCUGGAAGUCAGUCAAUCUUCGCCAGAGAUACGCUGGUACUUAUGAUGCCCUCACCAGGUCCACCAUCCAGCAGAUCUACGAACUGGUGAAAUUUAGGGAUGAGUUUCAGCCUGGAACUCGGCGUGAAAUCGCAGAGGCUUGGCAGGCGAAGGUCACGGAUUUGGGCACAAUGGUUAUUGAGGGUGUGGACUUCAGCUUUGUGGACUCCGCCAUUAAGAUCCACGACCGCAUGCUGUGCUACCCGGACGCCUUCAAUGCCAUUCAGAAGAUGGAGAUGGAGUUUGGCAAAGCAUCCUGCCUCAACUACAUCCGCGUGUUGGAGGUGAUUUGCAUGAAGGGGAAGGAGCCAGAGCAGUUGUGGAUUCUCAACACCAUCUUGGACUACAUCUUCCAGUUGAAGGAGAUCAACAACCGGGACCUCUCAACCCGCGCCCUGCAAGGUACAUCGAGCACUCGUGGGUUGCUUGAUGUCUUCCUCACCAAGCGGAAGAUGAUGCUGUGGAUCACAGAUCACUUGGCCUCGAAGAAUGUUCCGCCUGAGUGGAUCGACGUGAUGAAGGAUCUCCAGACCCAUGCCCAGUUUCGUUCCAAGGUUGGAGUGAGUUCUCGUGGCGGCGACGGGUCGGAGCAGCCGGAUCAAUCUUGGCUGGGAACGGAGCAUGAAGUUAUUCGGUUGGCCGUUGACAUCUUGAAGAAAGUGGUCUACGGCGCCUUCCAUGACCACACCUUGAAGAACUUGCUGAAAGGAUCCUCAGCGCCUGCCGACCUCUUUGCAAAGGAGCCCUUCAGCGACAUGAUGAAAGACUUGAAUGCCGCCCUGGAUGCGCACAUCCACAAGUCCAAAAAGAAUGAGGAAGAGGUUGUGGCACCCACCGUUGCCAAGGACUAUCUCACCACCUUCCUGCCCGACGGUGUCGAGCACUGCCCUGAGGACCUUGAGGAAGACUUUUCCUCUCACAUCCUGGAAGCAGGUGACCUCGUGGACCGCUUCGUGAAGUUCAUUCCAGAAUGUUCCAGCAAGUCAGAGUUGGCACAGGCGCUGGAUGGCACGGCUGUGUCCAAAAAGCAGCCAGAUGGAACAACGGCGUUGGUUGUGAUGGACACGAAGAACAAAGAGCAGUUUGAUGAGGGUGAGAUGUGCCUGCUCUUGGACGGCUCUCGGCAGAUUUCCACCUCCAUGAUGAGCUGCUUUGUUCGUGAUGAUGGCGCUCACUUUGAGAACAAGACGAGGCUCUACGGUGGAAGCAACAUGUCAACUUCCAUCGGGCCAGUUGUCCUUGAGCCUGUGGAGAACAUGUGGCUGGUGCCAGCUGAGAAGAAGAAGAUCUACGAGGGUGGCAACGCGAAAGUCUUGGCUGGUGGCGGGCUCCCAGACGCUCCUGCCAAGCCCCAGCUAUCCGGAGAGCCAAUGACUUACCACGCAAUGCCGGUGAAAUUCUACCGAGAGCUUCUGCAUUCAUUCUGUGCAGGUGUGGUUUUUUUUGUUUGUGAUCCAGAUGGAGUUGGGGCGAUGGCAGCGGUUUUGGCCAAAGUUCCUUGCGUGGUCCUGGUCUACACAGCUGAGCAUGGAGCUGCGCUGCGGGCAAGGCUGACCGAAUUUGUCGUCAACCAGUUCCAGCUGCAAAGCUCGCCGAUUUACCGCAACGGCGAAAAGAAUCAGAAGCGGAAAGAUGAUGGUGAGAGUGGCGAACGAAACCAGACCACCAAGAAAGCCAAGACAGAUAUCAUCGAUGCUUUGAUCAAAAUGCAGGAUGACAAGGACGAGGAAGAGGCCGACGGUCGCAACGCUGUGGUGACGGUGAUGAAGGCCUUUCCUUUGACCUUCGGGUCAGCCUGCUCGGGCAUUUGUUCUGAGCUUUUUGCGGCAGAGAUGCUGGGCCUGGAGGUGCGCCCGGUGUUCGCCUGCGAUUGCAACCAACAUGUCACGAAGGUGAGCCAACAUCUUUGGAGCCAUGAACAGUACUUCAACAACGUGUUUGACAAAGAGUUUCUUCGGGAUGCUCCUACAGUGGACUUCUUCCUGGGUGGGUUCCCUUGUCAGCCCUUUAGCCUGCAGGGCCUAGGGCAAGGAGUGGCUGAUGAAGCGAAUGGUACGGUGAUCUAUGAGCUGUUGAAGUACAUCAAAGAGCGGCAACCCACAACGUUUGUCUUGGAGAAUGUGAAGGGGCUCUUGACCCAACAUCCACAAGUGCUGAUGGAAAUUAUGAAGCACCUUCGUGGCUUGAAGGUGACGGGAACCAGAAAGCCUUUGUACACGGUGCUGUGCAAGUGCCUGAAUGCCCGCAAUCACGGCUUGCCUCAGAACCGCGAGAGAAUCGUGGUGAUUGGGAUGCUGAACGCCAAGAAAACCUAUGACUUUGCUUGGCCCAUGUCUGUUGAGAUGCAGCCGUUAACCCGCUUCAUCAACGACAAGGAUGUGGGAGAUGAAUCAGACUUGAACAGCCUCAACAAAACUGAGCUGAACAACCUACAUGAGUCCUACCAGAAAAUCCGUGCUGGGGGAGGCAAACCAACCCAGGGCUUCUAUGUCGUUAACCUGGGUGGCACAUCCUCGCACUACAACCUGGGUUACUUGCCAUGUUUGACAAGAAGCCGCUGUGGGAGCCGUGGGUACUGGUUGAGUUGGUUGAAAAGGAAGAUUACUGCGAAGGAGAUGUGGGCGCUUCAGGGGCUGCCAAAGAAGGUGUACCCGAAAGAUGUGGUCACAGAGACUCAGUUGGGCUACAUUGUUGGGAACGCAAUCCCAAUUCCGCUUCUGGCCAAUGUGAUGAGCAGCAUGUUUGACGCCUGCCCGUUGCAUUAA
This is a messenger RNA of Effrenium voratum, 2922 nucleotides long. The record is from the annotation of a GenBank genome assembly. Lineage: Eukaryota; Dinophyceae; Suessiales; Symbiodiniaceae.